Felis catus (domestic cat) is the source of this 3655-nucleotide messenger RNA. RefSeq names its product Sp8 transcription factor (gene SP8). Lineage: Eukaryota; Metazoa; Chordata; Mammalia; Carnivora; Felidae. Gene Ontology annotation, molecular function: RNA polymerase II cis-regulatory region sequence-specific DNA binding; DNA-binding transcription factor activity, RNA polymerase II-specific. The record is from RefSeq and is a predicted model, not a curated record. Gene Ontology annotation, biological process: regulation of transcription by RNA polymerase II. The transcript is spliced from 3 exons. The coding region runs from base 435 to 1904 and encodes 489 amino acids.
GGCUAUCAGUCUCUAUUGAGAGCUUUUUUUUUUUUUUUUUCCUUUAAAUACAAGUGAGUUUGGAGAAAAGAAAGAGGGGGAGAGGGGGGCAGAGUCACUUUUUUUCAGCGCAGGAAAAGGUUCGAAGGGCAUUUAGACAAGCCACCUCGCAGCGCCCGGCCGCUCCCUGCCCGGGAGACGUGCGCCCGGCCCAUUUUAUACGCGACGAUUUCGGGGGUAAAGAGAGCAAGUUUUUCCUCCUUGAGCAAACUGCAGAUUUUCCCUCUUCCCCUUAAAAAAUACCGCAGCCCGCCUUGUCUUGCAGCAUGGCGCUUUGCUCCCGAAUCGGAUGCCGGCAGCCAAACUUGUCCCCUCCCGUAGAGUAGGAAGCAGCCGGGCGCCAGGGCUGUUGGGGGAGCCAGGAAGAACCGAGGUUGGGAUCCACUCCUCUGGCCAUGCUUGCUGCUACCUGUAAUAAGAUCGGCAGCCCCAGCCCGUCUCCCUCCUCCCUCUCGGACAGCUCUUCUUCCUUCGGCAAAGGCUUCCACCCGUGGAAACGUUCCUCGUCCUCCUCCUCCGGCAGCUGCAACGUAGUGGGUUCCAGUCUCUCGAGUUUCGGCGUGUCGGGGGCCUCCCGGAACGGCGGUACGUCCUCGGCGGCGGCGGCGGCCGCGGCGGCCGCAGCGGCGGCCGCGGCCCUGGUGUCCGACUCGUUCAGCUGCGGCGGCUCGCCGGGCUCCAGCGCCUUCUCACUAACCUCCAGCAGUGCCGCGGCCGCCGCCGCCGCGGCCGCCGCCGCCGCCUCUAGCUCGCCCUUCGCAAACGACUACUCGGUGUUCCAGGCCCCUGGUGUAUCAGGGGGUAGCGGCGGAGGGGGCGGCGGCGGCGGCGGCGGCUCCUCGGCGCACUCGCAGGACGGCUCCCAUCAGCCUGUGUUCAUUUCCAAGGUGCACACCUCGGUGGACGGGCUGCAGGGCAUCUACCCGCGCGUGGGCAUGGCGCACCCAUACGAGUCGUGGUUCAAGCCCUCGCACCCGGGCCUGGGAGCCGCCGGCGACGUGGGCUCGGCCGGCGCCUCCAGCUGGUGGGACGUGGGCGCCGGCUGGAUCGACGUGCAGAACCCGAAUGGCGCGGCGGCGCUGCCCGGCUCGCUGCACCCUGCCGCCGGGGGGCUCCAAACCUCGCUGCACUCGCCGCUCGGAGGCUACAACUCGGAUUACUCGGGCCUGAGCCACUCAGCCUUCAGCAGCGGCGCCUCCUCGCACCUGCUUAGCCCCGCCGGGCAGCACCUCAUGGACGGCUUCAAGCCAGUGCUGCCUGGCUCCUACCCGGACUCGGCCCCGUCGCCGCUGGCCGGCGCUGGGAGCUCUAUGCUGAGCGCUGGGCCGUCGGCGCCGCUGGGGGGCUCUCCGCGCUCCUCCGCACGCCGCUACUCCGGUCGCGCCACCUGCGACUGCCCCAACUGCCAGGAGGCGGAGCGGCUGGGCCCGGCCGGGGCCAGCCUGCGGCGCAAGGGCCUGCACAGCUGCCACAUACCGGGCUGCGGGAAGGUGUACGGCAAGACGUCGCACCUCAAGGCGCACCUGCGCUGGCACACGGGCGAGCGGCCCUUCGUGUGCAACUGGCUCUUCUGCGGCAAGCGCUUCACGCGCUCCGAUGAGCUGCAGCGGCACCUGCGGACCCAUACCGGUGAGAAGCGCUUCGCCUGUCCUGUCUGCAACAAACGCUUCAUGCGCAGCGACCACCUCAGCAAGCACGUGAAGACGCACAGCGGCGGUGGCGGCGGCGGCUCGGCCGGUUCGGGUAGCGGCGGCAAGAAGGGCAGCGACACCGACAGCGAGCACAGUGCCGCUGGCAGCCCGCCCUGCCACUCCCCGGAGUUGCUGCAGCCCCCGGAGCCCGGGCACCGCAAUGGCCUAGAGUGACGCCCAUUCCGUGGCUGCCCAUCUCCUCGACCCCCUCCCGUCCCGGUCCGCUUGGGCCCCGUCUGCCCCAGCCUCUGUUCCAGCCUCUCUCCACUGCAUCCUGCUCGCACUUUCUCUUUCUGUCUCUUUCUCUCUCACUUAACUCAUUCUGUGACUUUACUUUGUAAAGGGCAUAUGGACAUGUAAGUAACAUGCUCUCCUGGGCCCUGGCUUUCCCUCUCCACCAGGUAACACUGUCAGAGCCCCGUGAAGCCGUAACCGCUGGGUCUUUAUUUCUCAUCCUCUCCUCGUCCUCUCUCUGCCAUCCCCAGGUUGUGACGGGCAUAUCUUUUAGAGGGAAGCGGCCGGUGGAGGUAGAGCUGGACGAGCAUAGUGCCUGGGAGACCGGGGGCCUAUGCACGAGCGGGAACAACUCCGCUGAGCAAGGUGGAGCGACGCCGUGGGGAGGGCAAGGCAGGAGGCCCGGACAGGGCAUUCCCGCUGGGGCAGCCGCCCACUGGGUUCCGGAACCUCAGUAUCAGGGGGCUCGGCAUCGGAGAGUCCAGCCUGGCCGCUGCGUGCCGCUGCCCUCUUUGCGCAGAGCUGUUGCAACUGCGUCGGGGUGCCCAUCUGGCGGCACCAAGACCCGAAGUUUGCGGAAUUAGCUCUCCCAACGUCAGCUCUGCCUCCUUUCCUUUGUUCCCUGAGGUGGAACCGAUUCAAGUUUCAGCUAAGGGCAGUCUUGGCGAAUCGCUGCAGCAGCCUUCUUUCAUCUUUAUAACAUUUUUUUUUUAACUAAAAAACUAAAGAAAAAAAUGACAGCAUUCUUCCACUUCGUUUCCCUUCUAGAUAGUUUUUCCUCUAAGCAGUGAGCAAGUCUUUCUCUCGAAACUGCUAAUAUCGAUCCCAAAGUUAUUUUGAUUGCAUUAACUUAACUUAUGGGGUGGGGGUGGGGUGAGGGUAGGUGUCUUUUUCUUAUGCAAAAAUACCCCUUUCCGGUGAGACCAGAUUAACUAUCUCCGUGUUUGUCCUUUUCUACCUCGUUUUUCACCGCUCCUGAGCAUAAUCUCCCAAUCUUUUUUUUGGUAGUCCAGCCAUCAAUUUGUAUUGUACCCAUUUCUGUAAAUUCUUGGAAUUCAUUCAAGAUUCUUAGGGUUAAACUUUUUUGUGUGUGAUUUAAACUUAUAAACACGUGAAGAAGCUAUCGUUUAUUUAAGACGAGGCUGUAGUUUAAAUGCCAAAAGAGGGAAAAUAGGAAAAAAAAAACCUUUGUAAAAUAUAUCUGAACCUAAUGGUUUGUACAACUGGAGAAUCGUUCUAGAUUAGUUACCAAUUAAUUAUAACUCCACCAGUGUAUGGGUGUGAGGUGCAGCUGUCCAGGAGACGAUUUUGUAUAGUAUUUUUCUUGUACAUUACUUCCAGUAAAUAUUUGAAAAUAUAUUGAAGUAAAGUUGAUUUUGUCACAAAAAAUAUUAAGAGUUAUUGUUGCAGUGCUGAAGAGCUGCAGGUAUUUUGAACUCACUUCUGGAGGUGCAGAGCCACAAACGCACUUUCGGGGCUUAGUUUUGCUCGAAUAUGAAUUUAGAUAGGUAUCAAACUGUAACUACGACAAUAUUUGAUAAAUGUGGGAUGACAUUUAAUUUAAUGGAGCAUGUACUUAUUUGCAUUUGCUGGCAGUUCAGGCAUAGUUAAAGUGAGAGUUCUCCUAUAUUUCAUAAUAACUGGGUCUGCCAAAACCCAUGUAUUAAAUAAAUUGUCCAAGUGAAACUCAA